AUGCAGCCCCCGCCGACUGACUCCGCUCAGCUAAGCUCCCCGCAGCCUGAGCCUCCGCCGGUCCCUCCGCAGCAGGAGAGCGGAAGCCCCCCCGAAGGCAGUCACGCGCCCGCCGUUCCGCGCCCCACGCGGGGCAUCUCCCCGCUCCAGCAGGCGCUAGGGCGGCGCCCGCGCGUGCUGCUGGCGGCGAGCGGGAGCGUGGCGGCGAUCAAGUUCCACAUCGUGGCGCGCGGGCUGGUGGAGUGGGCGGAGGUGCGCGCCGUGAGCACGCGAUCCGCGCUGCACUUCAUCGACCGGCCCGCGCUGCCCGUGGAGAUGCCGCUAUUCACGGACGAGGAUGAGUGGCGGCAGUGGAACCGCCUGGGCGACUCGGUGCUGCAUAUCGAGCUGCGCAAGUGGGCUGACGUCAUGGUCAUCGCGCCGCUCUCCGCCAAUACACUCGCUAAGGUGGCGAGCGGGAUCUGCGACAAUCUCCUCACCUCCAUCGUGCGCGCGUGGGACUUCGGCAAGCCGCUGCUGCUCGCGCCCGCCAUGAACACGCACAUGUGGACGUCGCCAUUCACGGCGCGCCACGUGGCGAUCCUGGAGGGGCUGGGCGCGGAGCUGGUGUCUCCAGUAAGCAAGCGCCUGGCGUGCGGGGACGUGGGCACGGGCGCCAUGGCGGAGCCCGCCAGCAUCGAGGCGGCCGUCCGCCAGGCCAUCGCCGCCAUCCGCGCGGAGAAGCGCCAGGCGCUGGAGGCGGGGCCGUCCAAACCCUAA
Molecule: messenger RNA, 759 nt
Organism: Closterium sp. NIES-65
Lineage: Eukaryota; Viridiplantae; Streptophyta; Zygnematophyceae; Desmidiales; Closteriaceae
Source: the annotation of a GenBank genome assembly